Acaulospora morrowiae is the source of this 391-nucleotide messenger RNA. NCBI's taxonomy places the organism in Eukaryota, Fungi, Glomeromycota, Glomeromycetes, Diversisporales, Acaulosporaceae. The record is from the annotation of a GenBank genome assembly.
GUUUUGGUGCCAGGAAACCAUCAAAAUAUUAUGGAGUGAACCCUUCAAAUUGCUAUACACGUGCAAGAAAAAGCAAUGCCAUUGUUCGCCCGAGAAACGAAGAUCUCAAGCAGCGAAUCUGCUAUUGACUUAUCUUUCGUGUCUUUUGCAUAAAUAUAAAGAUCCCUGUCUUCAACAUGAUCCUACAUUAAAACUUCCACCUCCUCCGUUAUUCGAAUAUAUCGAUUAUCUGAAGGGUUUGGAUUUAAACGAAUUAUAUUCAGCUGUAGAAGAUUGGACGAAAAUUUCUAAACAGAGACCUCGGUCACCAGUAAUCUCAAAAGUAUUCAAAGAGAUAUGUUACUUUUAUGAAGGACAUUGUAAAGAUGAUCGAGAUGUAACAUUGGAUUAC